Scleropages formosus (Asian bonytongue) is the source of this 1798-nucleotide messenger RNA. It is a transcript of the gene litaf, whose product is annotated as lipopolysaccharide-induced TNF factor. The record is from RefSeq and is a predicted model, not a curated record. Gene Ontology annotation, molecular function: zinc ion binding. Gene Ontology annotation, cellular component: nucleus; cytoplasmic side of late endosome membrane; cytoplasmic side of lysosomal membrane. NCBI's taxonomy places the organism in Eukaryota, Metazoa, Chordata, Actinopteri, Osteoglossiformes, Osteoglossidae. The transcript is spliced from 4 exons. Bases 897 to 1355 code for a protein of 152 amino acids.
UAACUAUCUGUCAACGCUUUGGUUCAGAACACCACUGCCAGGGCAGAAUAGUCGGAUAAGUACCUUGCGUAAGGGUACUUUAGCUGGAGGUGAUAUUCAAACCAAAAACCUUUGCUGUAAAGGCAGGAGUUGUAACCACUCCUACCAGCUGCCCUAUGGCUGGGAAACUUGGCAGAAGACUGAACAAUGGCCGCAGAAGCGAUGAGGCUACAAUCAAUGUUCCAUAUUCAUCUUGCCCAUUAGCUAUAUACGAUAUCCUGACAUCGGCGUUACAGAAAUUCCUGACUUCUUACUGAAAGUUUUCAAAAUAGAUCAAGGAAAGCUUUGCACAGGAACAGGUCGAAGUAAGGGAUGUGGAGUGUCUGAAGGGACGUGUGUACCUUGCUCAAGGUGCCCCCCUCCCAUCAGUAAGGGAUUGAUGACUAUGAUAGUACACACAGCUGCGCAUACCCUGAAUUUCUCCUCUCCUAGACACAAAAAAAUUAUACAUUUUUCAGAAAUGUACCUUGCUUAUAUAACAGAAGACUUGCUAAACAAAAUGUGAGGAUGGCACUCUGCAGGCAGUCGCUUGCAGGACUGUAUGUGCGCCCAUAUUACAAAGUUUCAGAACCCAUCAAUUAGAUGUUUACAGAAGCUGCCACAUAAUACUUUACAAGUUAAUUUUAUCAAAAAUUCAUAUGAAAAUGAGACAGAAAUUUUCCAAAAGUAAGCGCAGCACAAAGUAAACAGGAUCACGUGACACCGUUACGCUGUAAGUUAAGGGCAAAGGGUAAACAACGGCUUCAUUAAUUAAAAUAAAUAAAUAAAUAAAUCAGCCAACAACGACCCGCUCUACGCUUUUUUGACAGUUCCUGUAUUUCUAUGUAAACUAGACUUCCUGGACGAGAAGACGAGGAAUGGCAAGUGCACCUCCAUUGGAGACUGCGGGACUGAUGGGGUUUCCUCAGCCACCUUGCUAUGAAGAAGCAAUGAGUAAUCCUUACCCACAGUACCCACAGGGUCCUGUGCCCUCUCCCACUAUUUUUGCAAAACCGGAACAACCACUCUAUCCAAUGCAAACCUACACUUCGCCCCCUUCAAAUCCAGUGGUGUCUGUGCAGACAGUCUGUGUGCAGCAGGGUGUCAUGUACAGGGACAGACCAGUACAGCUCGUCUGCCCAGUCUGCUCGCAGACGGUGGUGACCCAAAUGAAGUACAGUGCAGGCACUAUGACUUGGCUAGCAUGUGCAGGUCUCUUCAUCUUUGGUUGCGCAUAUGGCUGCUGUCUGAUUCCAUUCUGUGUCAAUGACUUGCAAGAUGUGACUCACCAGUGUCCUAACUGCAACAGCGUCCUGGGAGUGUACAAGCGCCUGUGAUACCACAGUUCUCUGUCUGCAGAUAAUAUAUAGGGCGUGGUUAAGUUACAGGAAGUUGGGCACAUUUGCCACUUCAAAGGAUAGGUUCUUCAGUUUGUCAUACUUCUCAUUUGUUGUACUAUUUAUACAUUAGUGUACAGUCCCAAUUAAAAGUUUGUGCACAUUUACUAGAAACUAAGUCUUUCAAAAGUGGUCUGCUUAAAAACUUAAUCAAACUUAAUCACUUAUCUUUAAAGCUAUUUUUGAUCUGAUCCCAGAGUUUGACAGUUGCAGGUUGCUUUACGUACAGUCUUCACUCUAUUUCAGAUGCAGAAGUUGGGAGUUAUGAGUUGCAAGUAAAUUUUGGAAGAAAUAGUUUUUUUUUUUUCAGGUUAGUUUUUGGCAUAUUCUUGUACAUUGUUUUCCUCUAUAAAUGUACUUUUAAUGAUCUAAUUUCAUUAACA